CAUCCAUCUUUUUUUCAUACUACCCCAAACGAUAACAUCUUAUCUUCGCUUUCUUGCCUGGGUGUUUUGGAUACACUACUACUUGCGCCAGGCGGCCCAGCCCUACACCUUAUCCAAUCCGCAAGUCCGCUAUGGACAUAGACCAACCUACAGAUGAUCUCCAACGUCGAGUCCUCCAAAGCACCCUCGACGAAAUAGCGACCAGGCAAGAAGACGCCACCAACUGCUGCGUUAUCUGCCUCGAAAGCAUCUCCGAAGUCUGCGAGGCUGUUCCUUGUCAACACCGAAACUUUGAUUAUCUCUGUCUUCUCAGCUGGCUUGAGCAAUCGCCAAAAUGUCCGCUCUGCAAAGCUGUCAUCUCACAAGUUCGCCACGGCCUCGAUGAACCUGUCGCAAAGACUUACACCGUACCUAAGCCUGCUCCAGAGCCCCGGGCACAACAAUGGGAAAUCAGAACAUAUGCGCCAUCGCCUCUUCACCGUCGGCGUCCUCCGCGACGUCGUCCAUAUCCCCGUCGAUCACGCUACGAAACAGCUAGCUUGAGUCCUUCAGAUGAGAUCGCGAGGCGGAGGGAUGUGUAUCGCCACAAUAGAUACUCAAAACAUGUUGGGUCGAAUCGCUUGUCUCGAUACCGCGAACUGACUCCAGCGGCCUUUUGUUCAGAUAACGACUUAGUCUCGCGCGCACGAAUGUGGAUGCGUCGAGAGUUACAGGUGUUUUCCUUCUUAAAUCCCGAUGCCGACCAGACAGUACCAACACCCGAAGGGAGUGCUCCGAGGAAUGCAGUUGAGAGACGGAGAGCCAACAAUGCUGAGUUCCUUCUCGAAUACAUCAUUGCCAUCUUGAAAUCCGUCGACAUCAUGGGCAGCGCUGGCCAAGCCGAGGAAAUGAUUUCAGAUUUUCUGGGCCGAGACAACACGCGACUCUUCUUGCAUGAGCUGAGAGCAUGGCUUAGAAGUCCAUAUGUAAAGCUUGCUGACUGGGAUAGGGCUGUUCAAUACGACGUAUCUACACCGAGCAGCCCUAGAGCUGAGUCUGAAGGGCCUGGCAGCUCAAGACAAGACCAACGCCAGUCAAAGAACGUCGGCGCACGUAAUUGGGACUCAUCACAAAGACAGGGAGAUUUGUAUCGUCCUGGGGGGCGAUCACAACGACCCCGAGAAGUACUUAGACACGAACCAUAUAGAACACCGCAUAGAGACUAGCCAGGCAUGAUAAAGAGAUGGAGCUUGGAUAAGGCAGGAUAGAAUAUGAUACCCGGAGAACAAUCUCCAGCCGAAUGAAUAAUGAAUUGGAUUACAAAUAGAUGUGUUUGGAAUAGUCCGAGGUCAACUAAGAGCUUGCGGUGAAAGUAGAGCUUACGAAAGCAGAACUCCUUGGCGGGCGGAAUUCCGCCCUCUUGAUGAAGCUAUGCCCGUUUUCUCCUGAAAGUUCAAAGAUGGUGAAGACAUCAAGCGC
Messenger RNA from Fusarium redolens, 1458 nucleotides. RefSeq lists its product as uncharacterized. Bases 132 to 1205 code for a protein of 357 amino acids. The transcript has a single exon. Gene Ontology annotation, biological process: protein monoubiquitination; protein polyubiquitination. The record is from RefSeq and is a predicted model, not a curated record. NCBI's taxonomy places the organism in Eukaryota, Fungi, Ascomycota, Sordariomycetes, Hypocreales, Nectriaceae. Gene Ontology annotation, molecular function: ubiquitin protein ligase activity.